UGUGAUCUGAGCUUUAACAUUCUUUAUUUCUGCAUUCGCGUCUUUAAAGAAAUGCGUCGGUGCUUGUGUAAGUGGCGGUAUAGCGUUCAAUAAAAUAUACAAAAACAUUAUGCAGAUGUCAACAGCACUUUUAAUACAAAAUUAUUGUAUUCCCUGAAAUCAAGAUGGUUCCAAAAGUUGGAGAUCUAGUUGCGAUUGCCAUACUAACUGUGAUAUUUUUUAAACAUUUUAAAGAAGUAUGUGGCCAAAGAGAUAAUUUGAAACAAUUUCAAAAUAUUAUUAGGGAUACCGCUAAGGGAAAAAUGGGAAACUUCAUCAUACAAUAUCCUCAAAGAAAAUCUAACGUUAGACAUCAACCAUACAUUCCAAACUCAGUACCAUUUCCUUGUUCAAACGUCACCAAAUAUGGCCUUGGUCGAUCCCGUUCUGUACCAACAAGUGUUCACCAACUCCUACCUGGUGAUAUAGACAUCAUUGGAGCACUGGGGGAUUCUUUGGUAGCGGGGAACGGAGCAAUGGAGGAAUAUGCUUUGGGGACGCUCAUUGAGCAUAGAGGUGUUUCUUGGUGUGCAGGUGGAGAAGGGACCUGGAGAGAGUACCUAACUCUUCCAAACAUCCUAAAGGAAUUCAAUCCGAAUAUCCGCGGAUACUCAACAGGACCAGGAGAGUUCCUGAGCCUUAAUUCGAAGCUGAACGUUGCAUUUCCUGUGGCUGCGGACGCUGACGCACUGAGACAGGCCAAAAUUCUAGUCAAUAAACUGAAAUCUAGUCCAAAUAUGGAUAUCAAGAGGGAUUGGAAAAUGAUUACUCUGUUCUUCGGUGCUAAUGAUCUAUGUUCGGCGCAGUGCUAUAAUAAGGAAGCUGCUUCUGCUAGUAGUCAUGCUAAAAAGUUAGCUAGAGCACUCGAUUAUUUACAAGAGAAUUUGCCCAGAACGUUUGUCAACUUAGUACCAGUUUUAGAUGUAUCAGUAAGUUUGAGAAUUAAACGGACAUUGACUUGCAGAUUUCUUCAUAGAUUAUUCUGCGAAUGCUUUCACCGAGGUGGCAAUGAAAUGAACGUAAUAACUUCGCUGACAAAAGCAUACCAACAAGCCGAAGAAGAACUGAUACUAAGUGGAAGGUAUGACCAAAAAGAAGAUUUUACGGUAGUUUUACAACCCUUCAUGAAACUAUUUAAUGCUCCUGAAGAUCCCAGACAUAAAUUUGACGAAGUCAUUGAUAUUUCGUACAUAACCCACGACUGUUUUCAUUUCUCCCAAAAAGGUCAUGCACUAGCUGCCAAUAUGUUAUGGAACAACCUCUUGGAACCUGUUGGGCGGAAAAGUACAAGGAAGUUGAAUCAUGUUAUGGAAAAAUUUCGUUGUCCUCAGUCACAUAGUCCUUAUUUGUUUACUAACAGAAAUUCAAAGAUAUUUUUAGAAACAGGAAAACAAUUGAUCAACCAAAUUGUAUUUAAAAAUUAAAGAUAUUAAAGAACAAUAA
Messenger RNA from Diabrotica virgifera virgifera (western corn rootworm), 1482 nucleotides. RefSeq names its product phospholipase B1, membrane-associated-like. The transcript is spliced from 7 exons. The record is from RefSeq and is a predicted model, not a curated record. Lineage: Eukaryota; Metazoa; Arthropoda; Insecta; Coleoptera; Chrysomelidae. Gene Ontology annotation, molecular function: glycerophospholipase activity. The coding region runs from base 165 to 1463 and encodes 432 amino acids. Gene Ontology annotation, biological process: phospholipid metabolic process.